AUGGGAGAACUGCCUGGAGUGGGCUCUAGUGAGGACUUACUCCUGGAAUGGUGCUUGUCAGGGGAAGUGGUGAAGGUCUUGUCAGUCUUAGAAGAGUUCACUAACACAAUGUCUGAAGUCAUAGGGACAGAUGGCGAUGUGUCAGUCAUGGUAGGGUUUGACCCCACAGAGUCUGACAGAGUAGAGUUGGACAGCAUAAGAUUAGACAGGACAGAGUUGGACAUGGAAGAGUCAGAAAGGACUGAGCUGGACAACACAGAUUCUGAGAGGACUGAGCUGAACAACCCAGACUCAGUCCGUAGAUUGGACAACUCAGGGUCAGGCUGGUCAGUCAUGGGCAAGUCUGGGUAUGGCAGCACAGAGUCUGGUGACACAGGUUCACAUAGGUUGCCCAGCGUAGAGGCUGGCAGUGACACAGAAUCAUAUGUGACAGUGUUGGGCAGUGUGGUGAUGGGCUGCACUGAGGAUGUGGUGAAGAAGAUGAAAUCAGGGGUCUCAGGAAUGGCAGAUCUAUACCUGGGACUGGGGUUCAAGGGAAACGAUGAUCUCUGGCUGACUCAUCAUAAUGAUUACAAUGAGUUUUUGGCAACAUUGCAGUCAGAAAAGGGAUCCAAGCAAGAUGGUAGCAUCAAUGAAACCCAGGGCUUCAUUCCACUUACUGAGAAGAGCAAAUCUUCAAAGAAACGAGUCCAUUAUCACAAGUUUGCCAGAGGGAAGGACUUAUCAUCAUGCUCACAAGAGGAUUUGGCAUGCAUUUUUGGGAAGAAAACAAUAGUGAAAGAAGAAGCACCUGGAGAUGCAAAUGAGAAUUCUAUGGGGCAAAUUGAGCAUGCCCAUGGAGUUACCACAAUCAUGGGUGGAUCCUUGCCAAAAUACUUUGCUUCCCGCUUGGGGGCCAAAAAGGUCAUGAGCAAUCCAAUUCAAGAUAAUGUGGAUCUGGAGCCAGCUACUGACGUUUUUUCACCUUCAAGUGAUAAUGCUGCUCCUGGAAGGGCUUCUGGAAAGAUGAGGCAUAGACCUCAUUUAAUAGAAAAUUGCUGUGAAGAAGAGGCUCCUAAGAAAAUUUUUUUGGAUGAGAAGCCCUAUCAAGUCCAAGAAGAUGAAUGUGGUGAGGAAAAAUAUGAGAAACCCAGGGGUCAGAGUCCACAUCAUGAAGAGCUUACUGCUCAGCCUUACAAGAAGAAACAAAAGAAGAUCCAAGUGCAGGGUGAAGAUGGCUUGACAGAAACACCUCAGACUGCUUCUGGCAGUGAAAUGACACAUGUGGUCUCUAAUCAAUUUGUAAAGGAUAAUCAUUCCUCUUUAGGGGUGCACAUUAAUAAGGAAUCAGUAUCUGAAGUCCAUCUUGAUAAAAUGAAGAAGAAAAGGAAAUUGAAAAGUGAACAUCAAACUGUAUCUCACAGUGAUGAGGAUACAAUUCAAGGGAUUAUGUGCUAUUCAGCCAAAACAAAGAAGAGAAAGAACGUAGGUGAAACUGAUGAUGAGGCAUGUAGGGAUUCAGAGGAGCUUCUUAUGCCAGGAAAGAAUGGUGUGUCUGUAUCGCCAGAUAAUGAAGACAAAGGAUCAGAAUCUAAGGAGAAAAUGAAGAAUGUCAAGGCAGUUCAUAUAAGUAAUUGUGAAAGAAAGCCAAGUGUGGCUGAUGGGACUGACACCAAAGAAUCACUAGGCUAUUUUGAAACAUUGCUAACUGGAGACAUCAAGAGUGGAAAGAGAAAACAAAAGAAAACAGACCCAGAUUCAGCCUGUCAUGAAGAAGAUGCUAAUCCUCUCCCUCUUGAUAGCCUGCAGGGUCAAUGUUCUUGA
Darwinula stevensoni is the source of this 1803-nucleotide messenger RNA. The record is from the annotation of a GenBank genome assembly. NCBI's taxonomy places the organism in Eukaryota, Metazoa, Arthropoda, Ostracoda, Podocopida, Darwinulidae.